AUGACCAAAGAAACUAAGAAACCCAGUAAACUGUCUUUAAAAAAAUCGGCACCGGUGCCUAGUGUGGUGCAACAUGUAGUUGUAAGUGCAUCAUCACAAAACAUAUUGUUACCAAAGCGAGGUCCUUUUAUCAAACGAGGCCCCAUUAGUGGUGAUAAAAGGAAGGCGAGCGACCCUACAACUGCAGGACCAUCUAAAUUACGAGCUCCUGAUGCAAAUAAAACGGUGCUACACCCAGUGGAUGAAUUGGGCAACAAACCCCUACUGGAUGAUCAAUAUAGCAUCAUUACUAUAACAUCAGACGAUGAAUCAAGGUCUGAUAAUCUCAGAUCAACCGUAACGACUCAUUUAGGCCGAACAUUAGAAAUUGACGAUCUCCUCAAAGAACUUGAAGGUGGACAUGGUUCUAACGGAUACGAUUCGAAUCGAAUUAUUCCAACGCCGCACCUGUCGGAGGAAAUAAGAUCCCCACCACCACCAUCUCUGGUAAUGCCACCGCCGGAAACACCAACGGAGCAAAACAACUCAAAGGGCAAAGAUAUAAAUGCUAUGAUACAAAUGUAUCAGGCCGAGUUCCAGCAGCCAUUUUCUCCGGAACUUCCUACUCCAAUUCAUGCCUCAUCGAUUACCAUUACCCCCAAAGCGUUGGUGGAGGAAACUAUCGCGCGGCUACAAAACAUGCAACCGAUCUACCAUGACAGAUUAAUGGUAGCUCGGAACCGUACGGUACGACUUGUUGCCGAGUUGGACGCCUCGCGCGACGAAGAGAAGUGCCUUGAAAAUGAAUUGAAGUGCAUAGCGGAAUAA
Messenger RNA from Photinus pyralis (common eastern firefly), 807 nucleotides. RefSeq lists its product as uncharacterized. Lineage: Eukaryota; Metazoa; Arthropoda; Insecta; Coleoptera; Lampyridae. The record is from RefSeq and is a predicted model, not a curated record. The coding region runs from base 1 to 807 and encodes 268 amino acids. The transcript is spliced from 4 exons.